AUGUCGUUGAGAACACUCGGAUUGAACUCUACCUUCAGCCGUAUUUUUGCAAAGUCUGCUGAUGUGGCAAAAUCACUGCAAACCGUUCUUGAUUUCCGCAAGUAUCCCGAACAGUCAUUGUCCAAGAUCAUGACUCGCUGUGACAAGGAGAUGGGCGGCUUUUCUUCGGUCCACUUCGAUAUGGACCCCGAGUCCAACGCAGGACACUUCCACGGCUACUUGAACUUGGACUUGCCCAAAAACAACCCCGAGAUCACCAGAUCAGGCUAUGCCAUGUUUAGAACAAAAGACCAAAAGGAAUCCUGGCUCUCAGGAGACUCCUACUGGGACUGGUCUGAAUUCAGUCUGUUGGUUUUGCGUGUGAAAGGUGAUCGCAGAAAAUACUUGGUGAACCUCCAAGCAAACACUCCUUUGGUGACAGACUUAUUCCAGCACAGAUUGUUCUUGCAUCACCCGGGUGAGUGGGAAACUGUGGUUAUUCCAUUGGAUGACUUUGUCAUGACCAAUUGGGGUGUCAUACAAGAUAACAGUGAAUUGAACAAAGCAGAAGUCAAGACAGUUGGUAUUGGCUUGUUGGAUAAGCAGUAUGGCCCAUAUUCUUUGAAGAUUGACUGGAUCAAAGUGAUGACAGGUGCCGAGGUGGAAAAAGUGGCAAAGAAGUCCAGAAUUGAACGUUUAGCCUUGGAACAAAGAGCCGAGGCCCAGGAUCAUAAAGAUGUUGAAACCAACAUGCCUACGGGCAAUGGUGGUUCUGCACUCAACACACACAAGUUCGAGGAGCCAAAAAACACAGUUGUCUGA
Messenger RNA from Clavispora lusitaniae ATCC 42720, 801 nucleotides. RefSeq lists its product as uncharacterized. Gene Ontology annotation, biological process: NADH dehydrogenase complex assembly; mitochondrial electron transport, NADH to ubiquinone. The record is from RefSeq and is a predicted model, not a curated record. Gene Ontology annotation, cellular component: mitochondrion. Lineage: Eukaryota; Fungi; Ascomycota; Pichiomycetes; Serinales; Metschnikowiaceae.